ACCUAAUCGAAGCGAUAUGGUGGAUUCAGUUUGAGUGAGUCCGCGACCACGUUAAGAUGUGUGGUUCCAAUCGGAAGAAGCGUGAAGCUAACGCGGAUGAAGCUGUUGAACCAGAUUAUGACAAGGGGCAAUCCAUUUCCGUAAUUUGGGCGUUCGUCCUUACGGCUGCUGUCGUGGGGCUUUACUUCCUGGUGUAUUUGAACUGGGUUAGUUUACCCACCGGUCUUACGACGACCGAUGAGCCGUCUAAUCCCGGACGGUUUAUAGCUCAGCGAGCGCGGGAAAAUCUUGCCAAUUUGACCAGCAAUGGGCCACGUGUUGGAGGAAGUCCUACCAAUGAGAUUUUGACCGUUAACUUUUUACGAUCGACUAUCGAAGACAUUAUUCGUGAGGCUAAUCCAGUUCAUCGAAUUGAGGUCGAAGUUCAACAGCAGGAUGGUCAUAUGUUCUUCAACUAUCUUAACUAUCCGAUGACAUCCACCUACCAGGGUGUUCAAAAUGUGCUUGUAAAGCUGACUCCGGCCACUGGUCCGGAACCGGAAAACUAUCUCAUGUUGGGGUCCCACUUUGACAGUGUCCCACAAAGCCCAGGCGCAGGAGAUGACGGAACGAUGACUGUUGUUAUUCUGGAGAUCUUAAGGCAGCUUUCGCUGGACAGCACACCCUAUCGGCAUGGUAUCGUUUUUGUGCUGAACGGGUUCGAAGAAAAUGGACUGCAGGGUGCUCACGCCUUCAUGGCGUACCAUCGCUGGUGGAAUCGGGUUCGGGCCUUCAUCAACAUGGACGUGGCAGCCAACGGAGGCCGGGAGAUUAUGUUCCAAGCUGGUCCCAAGUUUUCCUUUUUGAUGGAGUAUUACAGAGACCACGUGAAGUACCCCUUCUGCACGGCCAUCGCGGAAGAACUUUUCCAGGCUAAUCUGGUACCAUCGGAAACGGAUUUUUACAUCUACAGUAGAGUGGGUGGCAAACCGGGAAUGGACUUCGCGCACGCUACUUGGGGUUACCUGUACCAUACGCAGUACGACGCCCUGGACACCAUUCCUGCGGAAACCCUUCAACAUACCGGUGACAAUGUGCUUGGCUUAGCCCGUGCCCUAGCAAACGCUCCAGAAUUGGCCAACAUCGACCAGCACGAGGGAACGAAGGCAGUUUUCUACGAUUUCCUCAACUGGUUCCUGGUCUACUAUCCGGAUUGGGUGGCGAUCAUCAUCAACAUCGUGGUGGCCGCUCUGGGAUUGGGUCUGAUGUUCGGUUCGUUUGCCGUCAUGGCCAAUAAGACAGGCGUCAGCUACGGUCGGAUGGUGGUUCAGUUUCUGAUCAGUCUCGGAGUACUUAUUCUGUCCGUUGGCGUUGGAAUUGGAUUCUCGAUCUUGAUGGGCGUAAUCCUGAAUGCUGCCGGUGGUUCGAUGUCAUGGUUUACGGAGAGCUGGCUCGUUUUCGGGCUGUACAUGUGCCCUUAUCUGAUUUGUAGCAUUCUGGGGCCGUUGCUGUUGAUAAGGCUGUAUAAAAUUGACGACAUCGGCCUACAGCCACGAGUCAUGCUGUUCCUAUUUGCUCAACAAUUCAUAUUCAUCGUCCUGCUGAUCACCCUCACAGCCAUGUCAAUCCGAUCGGCGUACAUUUUCACCAUCGUGGUGAUAUUCUUCAACGCCAGCACCAUCGUCAACAUGAUCUUCCGGUUCCGAAACUUCUACUGGAUCUACUCGCACCUGAUCGGACAAAUCAUCCCGGUUGCCUAUUUCAGCUCCUUCUCGUUGACCGUGUUCAGCACCUUCAUCCCGAUGCAAAACCGAGGAAGCGCCGAAUCGAACCCGGAAUUCCUGAUCGCCCUGUUUGCGAUCGUGGUCGCACUGAUGCUCACCAGCUUCCUUACGCCCCUGGUGGCCAUGAUGCGGCAACCCUUCGUCUAUUUCUCGGUUGUGGUUGCGUUCUGGAUUGUUAGCAUCAUCGUUUCCGUUACACCGAUCGGAUUCCCGUAUCGCGCCGAGACCUCACCUCAACGUUAUUACGUUUUUCACAUUGAGCGAAACUUCUACGAAUACGGUGGUGAACUGCGCAAGCAGGACAGCCACAUCUACAUACACCCUCAGGAUGUUCACUCUCCGGGAUACAUCAUGGACGUCGUUCCAGAGAUGUCUCGUGCUACCCUGCUCGGAGACGAAUGCGAACGGGAGCUGUACUGUGGAAUUCCCUACUAUCAGAGCAGCUUCCAUUCCCGGCGUCGAGUGGCCUGGUGGCUGCCAGCCGGUAGACCGCACUUCCCAGCUCCAGUUCGAUUUGAAGCAAAAGAAAUCGAAGAACAGAGUCCCACACGAACCCGGUUUACGUUCUCCGUCGAAGGACCCAGUCAUCAGGGCUUCUACGUUUCGCCAAUCCGUCCGAAUCGGCUAGUCGAGUGGAGUUUCUCGGACCAAAUUCCACGCAGUGGAUAUCCGUGGCGGGGACAGGAUGUGCAUUUCAUCAACUACGUCCAGGGAAUCGAUCAUACGCCGUACGAGUUUUGGGUCACGAUCGAACAUCCGGAAAAUAGGCCAAUCGAUGAGCCGAGUUUCCAUCUGAACAUAGUCGCUCAGUACAAUCACCACGAGCAGUAUCGAACGGCGGAGUUCCAGCAGUUUAUCGAUAACUUCCCAGACUUUGCACACGCUGUGGCCUAUCCGAGUUAUCUGGAAAGUCACCUUUUCUAAAGUUUUGAACGUGGGAUUUGAUGAAAUACGGGAAACUGUUUUAUUCGAGUAAUAAAAAUACACUAUCUAAAGCUGUUUUGUCUUUCCUGAAUUCUGUGUAAAAUAAUAGGCUAAGGAAGUUCUUUCAAUUUUCAUAAGUCUUUUUUCGGAGUUAUUUUUGCAAAAAAUCGCCAAAUUGUGUCAAAUUAUUC
Molecule: messenger RNA, 2878 nt
Organism: Uranotaenia lowii
Lineage: Eukaryota; Metazoa; Arthropoda; Insecta; Diptera; Culicidae
Product: endoplasmic reticulum metallopeptidase 1-like
Exons: 5
Coding region: 57-2687 (876 amino acids)
Biological process (GO): proteolysis
Molecular function (GO): metalloexopeptidase activity
Source: RefSeq, a predicted model, not a curated record